Molecule: messenger RNA, 960 nt
Organism: Yamadazyma jaroonii
Lineage: Eukaryota; Fungi; Ascomycota; Pichiomycetes; Serinales; Debaryomycetaceae
Source: the annotation of a GenBank genome assembly
AUGGACUAUGAAUUUAAGGAUAAGUCAUUGAAUUUGGCAGCUAGUAAUAGUACUAACCAACAAAAUUCUCAUCCGCAAUCACAUAGUUCACAAUCAAGUCAUCCUCAUUUCAAUUUUUUACAGAAUUUUGAGUUCAGUAAUUAUCCAAUGACCAAUCCUCCGUUAUUCGAUCAAUCGAUGUUUUUAUAUCAGGAUGGUCAACAACCUCCAAGGAGAAGAAUAUCCAUAUCCAAUGGUCAAAUUGGUCAAAUUGUUAAUCAUGAAGCCAUUUACGAUGACUUUGAUAGUCAAGACUUUGAUAUCGACAAAGAAUUAAAUCUGUUAAGCGGUCAACAAUCACAAUCAACCGCUCAAACAACUGCACAGCCUACAGGAGUGAUACCUCCACCUUCUGUUCCUCCAAGUUCACUACCUCCACCCCAAUCAACUACACAAAUACCCGUUAAUGCACCACCUAUUACUCCUCAAUCAGGUGUAACUUCAUCAAAUCCUUCAAAUAAUUCAUCAAAUAUUCCUUCUGUACCUGCAAUACCACCUGCAGGAGGUUUCCAACCAAAAGUCGAUCAUUCACAUUUCGCCGGGGUACCACCACCUGAUCAUCAACUUAUUUAUAAUAAUGAAGUUAUUUAUAAUCCUCAUAAUGGUCCUGUACCGGGUACAGCUGCUUGGAAGAAAGAUAGAUUAUUGGAAAGGAACAGAAUAGCUGCUUCUAAAUGUAGAAAACGGAAGAAACAAGCUCAACAACAAUUGGUUGAUGAUUUAAAUGAUUUGAAAUCUGAAAAUAGAUUAUUACAAGAGAAACUUAAUAAUUAUGAAAAUUUAUUAGACGUUUUCAAAGAUUUUUAUAUCAAAUCAAGUAAUUUGGAAGUCAAUAACUUUAAGAAAUUUGAUUUCUUAUCGGAUGCUUUAAAAUCUAAGAAUUAUGAUGAAAUGUUAGAAGUUAUUCAAAAGUAUAAAUGA